Molecule: messenger RNA, 1608 nt
Organism: Cotesia congregata
Lineage: Eukaryota; Metazoa; Arthropoda; Insecta; Hymenoptera; Braconidae
Source: the annotation of a GenBank genome assembly
AUGGAUCUCAAAGAAAAGCUUACUGAAGAAAAUUCUUGGAAACAAUUAGAAGAAUAUUUUUUUGGUACUGGUUCUAAAAUUAAAAUUUCUGAUUUAUUCCAACAAGACCCUGAAAGAUUUAACAAGUUUAGUCUAAUACUCCAAACUCCUGAUGAUGGACCUAUACUACUUGAUUAUUCCAAAAACCGAAUUGAUGAUAAAGUUUUGAGUCUCUUAUUUAAUUUGGCACGAGCACGUCAAGUUGAGAAAGCACGAGAUGCAAUGUUUGUCGGAGAAAAAAUAAAUUUUACAGAAAAUCGCGCGGUAUUACAUAUUGCUCUUCGUAAUCAGCAAAAUACUCCUAUUCUCGUAAAUGGAAAAGAUGUGAUGCCAGAUGUGAAUGCUGUGUUACAACAUAUGAAAGAAUUCACCGACCAAGUUAUUACUGGAGAAUGGAAAGGUUUUACAGGUAAACCAAUUACAGAUGUUGUUAAUAUUGGCAUUGGUGGUUCCGAUUUGGGUCCUCUUAUGGUAACUGAGGCAUUGAAGCCUUACCACUGUGGACCGAGAGUUCAUUUUGUGAGUAACAUUGAUGGUACGCACAUAGCUGAGACUCUAAAAAAAUUAAAUCCUGAAACUGCUCUUUUUAUUAUUGCAUCCAAAACAUUUACAACUCAAGAGACGAUUACCAACGCUACUUCAGCGAAAUUAUGGCUCCUAGAACACUUGAAAAAUGAAGCAGCGGUAGCAUCUCAUUUUGUUGCAUUAUCAACAAACAAUCAAAAAGUCAAAGAGUUCGGAAUUGAUGAAAAGAACAUGUUCGGUUUUUGGGAUUGGGUUGGUGGACGUUAUUCUUUGUGGUCAGCAAUUGGUUUAUCAAUUUCACUAGCUAUUGGAUUUGAUAACUUCAAAAAAUUAUUGAACGGAGCAAAUUUUAUGGAUCAGCAUUUUCGUACUGCUCCAUUACAUCAAAAUGCACCUGUCAUUCUUGCUUUGUUGGGAAUUUGGUACCACAACUUUUUCAAAGCUGAAACUCAUUCACUCUUACCUUAUGAUCAGUAUCUUCAUAGAUUUGCUGCUUAUUUCCAACAAGGUGAUAUGGAAAGUAAUGGAAAAUAUGUUACUCGUUCGGGGACGACUGUAAAUUAUACUACUGGACCAAUUGUCUGGGGAGAACCUGGCACCAAUGGUCAACACGCAUUUUAUCAAUUAAUUCAUCAAGGUACUAGAUUAGUACCAGCAGAUUUCAUUGCUCCUGUGCUAUCUCAUAAUAAGGUUCAAGGUGAUUUACAUCACAAAAUAUUACUUGCUAAUUUUCUUGCACAAACUGAGGCUCUUAUGAAAGGAAAAAGUGUUGAUCAAGCACGAGAAGAACUUCUAAGCUCUGGAUUGAGUUCAGAACAAGUAAAUUUCAUACUGCCACAUAAAAUUUUUGAAGGUAAUCGGCCAACAAAUAGUAUCCUGGUAAAAAGGAUUACUCCCUUUACUUUGGGUGCAUUAAUCGGUAACGUUGAAUUGGGAAAACAACUUGCUAAAGCUAUAGAGCCAGAAUUAAAUAAUAAAGAUAAGAUAAUCAGCCACGACGCAUCAACUAAUGGUCUAAUAGAUUUUAUCAAGUCCAACAGUUAA